GCGGUGCGGCAGGCAGACAGUCGUCUCCACACGGUCUCAAGAGCCCUGCCGCCGCGCGUCGCCUCUAAUUCAGGGGGAAAGGCUGUGCCAGACACCUCGCAGGUCCCCACAGCCAGGAGUAGGGGGCGAGCAAGGGGGGCCGCCACGCGAUGGCUGAGCCGGUAGAGCCAGGAGACAGGGAGCCAGCGGGGCUGGACAGUGACCCCCCGGCCCCUUCCCUUCCCGACCGCCCCGGGGACAUGGCCUCCCGGCAGCUGACCAGGCACCAGAGCCCCGAGGGCCCACUGGGCCGGUGGGGAGCGGCCACGUCCCGUCUGUGUGUCUCAGCGCCUCCUGUAUCCCUUCCCGCCUCGCACCAUCCCGGGGGCCCUGACCACAGGCCUGCGGUGUGGGCGGGGGGGCCACCUUCGUGACGAUGACGCGGAGCAGGCCAGGACACGCCUGGGGCUUUGGCCAGCCGUCCCUGGGAGACGGAGGCAGGCACGUAGUCCAGGGGAAACAGCCAUGGGGAAGGGACUAGCCCAGUGGUGCUUUCACCCUCCUGAUCAGAGACACGGGCCUGCUCUCCACACACAGUCCUGUCCCAACAAGCUGCUGAGGUCCUGGGUCUGAUGCCCUGAGGAGGCUGAGGUCCUGGGUUCCCGUGUCCUCUCUUGGGAGCCCAGGAGGGGGUGGCUGGAGACAAGUCAUUCCUUGUGGCUCCUCUGCCCAGCCGGGCUCGCCCUGAAACAAGGAAGUAGAGAGGAGUUGAUGAUUAGUUAGUAGCUGAAAGGUGUUUUGAAUUAAAGAGAAAAAAAAAAAAGAGCAAACAGACUAACCAAAAAACUAACAGAAAUCCACCCACCCUCGAGGUUAUUCAAUUUGCAAGUGUAACUGUGCCAGGUGAGGAACUGGCCCUCCGCAGGUGCCGGGGUGCGGUCCUGUGCGGGACUCACUGCCCACGGGGAGCCUGGGAGAGCUGCCCCCGGCACUGAUCUAACACAGCAGGUGCUCGGGACGCCUCUGUGGGCGGACAGCGCCUGCUUUUAGCGACACUAGUAGAAUUUCUCGGGUGAUGGAAACGUUCCAGGCCCAUGUGGGGCUGUAGGGCGCUUGGAUUGUGCCUGUGUGGCUGAGGUACUAAAUUUUCAUUUUAUUUAAAAUAGCCACGUGCAGCUCUUGGCUGUGGGUUGGAUGGUGGAGCUUUGAGGGUGCUCCGUGGGGGUGAAUGCCCUCCGCCUGGGGUGUCCUGCUGCCGCUGCAGGGCCAGGGGCUCAGUGUGGCCAAGGCAGUGAGCAGCCCUUGGGAACCACUUCAGAGCCUCCGGGUCCCCCCUGUGCUCUGCGCCGCUCAGUCCAUGGAAUUCUGAUUAUGAGGAUUUGGUGGGGGGAUGGCUUUCUUCCCAGACCCUGUAGUCAAACCCGAAACACACGACUGUCACCCCACUGCACCCCUGGGCUGUGACAGGAGCAGUCCCACAGCGUCUUCAGCUGACAUUGGUGAAACAGAAGUGUCUCGAUUCCUCAGGUUUUUGUAAAAGAUCAGAGAGGCUGGGAAGCAGGAUUCAGGAGGAGGACGUCUCCCCAGGUGAACCCUAAAGCACAGAAUGGUGUCAGCUGAGCUGGUCCAGCGGCAUGGUUUACAGCCUGCUCUGUCUGUGUGAAGAGCUCAGCGCCUCGGAUGACAGCUCCCUGUCGGACGGGCUGCCCCGGGAGGAAGAGGCACCUCAAGUGCCAAAACCUCCCCCGGAGGCCCCAGAUCCACCCUCCCGGCCUCUCCCGCCCCAGAGCCUCGAGGGGCUGCAGCCAGCAGGCCCUGAGACGGGGGGCCUGGAGCGGGCCCCCAUCCAGAACAGCCCCUGGAAGGAGACGAGUCUGGACCACCCCUACGAGAAACCCAGGAAGUCUUCCGAGGCCGGAAGCGAGUCCAGCAGCCCGGCCAGCACCCCACAGGAUGGGCCGAGCGCCUCCAGCCUAUGGCUGCUGGAGCCCGCCUCCUACUGCGUGGUCCCCAUCCACAGUGUUCCUGGGCAGCGGCAGGGCCGUACCAGUGCCCCGGCCACCCCCGACAUGCAGGGCAGGAGGGGCCAUCCGCAGCCCCUGAGGAGCGACCCCUUCCGUGCGGGCCCCGAUGGCCGGGGUCGCAGCGCCGUCCCGCGGCGCCGCCCCACUUACUACACAGUGACGGCGCCGGAGCCCUGCUGUGCCCGCCCCGCGCUCACUCCGCGCGCCGCCUGCCACUCGUGCUCCGAGGACAGCGGCUCCGAAGCGUCCAGCCUGUCGCAUCCCACGCCGCCCGGCAGCAGCAGUCCCGACAUCUCCUUCCUGCGGCCCCUCUCCCCGCCCGCGCCGUCCCGCCCGCCCCGCGGCCCCGCCGGCCCCCGGCCCCGGCCGCUCCCCGCCUGCCUGCGGGCUACGCGCUACGUGGUGCUGGCCGAGGGCUGCCCGCCGCCCGCCCAGUGGGCCGAGUGGGGCCUGGGCCUCGGCGAGGACGUGGGCCCCCCGCGCUGGCAGCGCCCGCCGCCCGCCCACAGCCGCGUGGCCCGGACGCCCUCGCUGCGCGACCACCCCGCGGGCCGCGGGCUCAGCAAGGCCGCCGUGUCUGAGGAGCUCAAGUCGUGGCACGAGCGGGCCCGGCUCCGGAGCGCGCGCCCCCACUCGCUGGACCGCCAGGGGGCGUUCCGCGUGCGCAGCCUGCCGCCCGGCGCCGACAGCUUCGUGCGCCCGCCCGCCCCACGCGGACAGGUGCCCACGGUGUGCGUGCUCCGGAGAUCACCUGAGGGGGCCCCGGUGCAAGUUUUUGUACCUGAGAAUGGCGAGAUCAUGAGCCAGGUGUAACCCCCGGCUGCAGAUGCCCCGGCCGGCUGAAGAAACUGUUUCCCAGCAGGGCUGGGGCUGUGACCGCCCCCUCUCGACGCCCUCUUCAGCUCCCUUCCCCCAUCGCAGGUCGAUGACCUGGAGCUGAAACUUUUUUUAUCAGUUUUUGUUCAAAAGCCCUGGCCUAAGGAUUUAUGUUUGUGGUUUGUCCGCACAAUCCCUGUGAUAUGAGGAUGCUUUAUUCCCCAGAGACUGGCCUACUGGAUGUGAGGCCUUGCCUCUGGCUGGUGGCAUCUCUCCAUGUGCCAGAGGGGUGGCAGGGGAUGCCUGGAGCAGAGAGGGCCACAGAGAGUUCCCCCAGCGCUCUGGAGAACAGCCCUCCUGCCCCACUACCGCUGGGGGCGGCACCCCUGUCCCCAGUUCCCAGCACUCCGGCCAUCGGGGUGCACGCGUCCUGGCCUCUCUGUGCUCUGUGAUGCAUGUGCCGAGGGCUGGCUUAAAGGUCAGUGUGUCCUGGUGGAGUCUUGUCUUCCCUGGCCCUGGUUACUGUGCACCUGUGUCCUGAGGCCCCCAGCACUGACCCAGGCCCAGGAACCUCGGGUCCGAGGCCUCUCUGGUUGGGAGCAUCAGGAGGCCCAGGCUGGGGCUGGCCACCUCCUCUGGGCCCCGUGAGGACUUGCAGGCCCCCGCCCCCUGACGUCUUUUUGUCGUAGUCCCAAGAGCCAACACGGCACACAUGCUUUGAGAAAGAUGCCCCUUUUGGGGUGUGCCCGGGGCAGGAGUGUUACUGCUUCUCCCCACGCAUAUGCCUCUGUCCUAAGACCAGAUCUUCUUGAAGGAGGACAAGUCCUGGCUUUACAGACAUGGGACACUCGCCCUGCAGGUGUUACUGAACUGUCCUAGCACUGAGACUUGAGGCCUGGCAGCUGGCCGUGCCAAGCUGAUCUGUGGUCCCAGGCUCUUGUCCUAGUAGGGCCUCUGCUGCCUGGUCAGAGCCCCAAAUGGGGACCCUGCUCGCAGGAGAGAGCCGCUGAGUCAAGGCCAGGAGGUGCAGGGCGCACUAGGCUGACUCUGCCCACGUGGCGUCCUCCGUCUGUAGGGUGGAAGCUGGGGAUUUAAGGCCCCAAGAACAUCCUGACCUGGAUAAGACCCACUUCUCCCACUGCCUGGGCCGCCUGGCUGAGGGGUCAGGAGGAGGGAGGGGGCCUGCGGAGAAGCCUGCAUCCCUGCCCUUCCUGGUCUGGGGCCACCUGGGCACAGCCACCCACCCCCUGGUCCUCAUGGAGCACAGCGCUCCUUGGGUUAGCACCCCACAUACCUGCGUGCCCCGCAUGUUAACUUAUUGCUCCUGUGUGAUGCCCGGUGCACCUGAGAAGCAGCUGUGUCCUCGGCUGUGUGGCUGGAGCUAUGGGGUUUCCGUGCCAAAACUCCAAUAAACUCUGUACUUUGUGAGGCUGA
Messenger RNA from Dama dama (fallow deer), 4253 nucleotides. RefSeq names its product innate immunity activator (gene INAVA). Gene Ontology annotation, biological process: positive regulation of protein ubiquitination; adherens junction maintenance. The transcript has 6 exons. Lineage: Eukaryota; Metazoa; Chordata; Mammalia; Artiodactyla; Cervidae. Bases 1614 to 2816 code for a protein of 400 amino acids. The record is from RefSeq and is a predicted model, not a curated record.